AUGGCGGAGAUGGUCAGUUCUGCGGUUAUCCAGGAGUCAAUUAGCCAAAUUAUAUCUGGUCUGGUUCAAAAAUAUGAGGAGAAAGUGGAAACAAAUGCAAUCAGAAAUAUAGAGAUGCUAGAGAUGGCACACAUCAGGCUUGAGGCUGCUCUUGAGACAUCGGAAAAGUGGCACAUCACUGAUGCAUCCUUGUUGCAUUGGCGUAAGAAGCUGAAGCGUGCUGCUCAAGAUUGUGGUGACACACUCCACAAAGGCAAACAAAGAAUCCUAGAAGAAGAAAAGAUGGAAAAGGAGGUAAUGAAUUCCUCCUUUCCCAAACGGAUCGCACAUGCUACCAAGUCAUUUGUUUUCUCCAUCUUUAACCACGACAACAAGGAGUUGAGCAGAUCAGUUGUUAAACAAUUUGAGUGGUAUGCAGAUGGAGCUAGUGAAUUCCUAAGAUUCAUAGAGUUUGGUGGCACACCAUACUAUCACAUCAUGCCUUUUGGCUCUCUUAUCAAGAACCUUUUUGCAGGCAAAGAACUACACCAUAAAAUCAUUCAGGGAAACAAUCCUUCAUUACUACUAUGGUUGGCGCCCUUCAGAACUGCAGAGCAUGGAGCAGAGGCUAUCAUGGUAUUUAUAAAAAAAGAAGGCAUUGCACCAGAGGUUGAAAAUAUUACCAAAGAACUUACUCAACUACCUACUCAAGACCUAUCAUGGGUGCCAUUUGUUUAUUCAUACCAAAAAGAACAUUGGGGUAAUCUUCAUAGCCUUGCGACUCAGUGGUUUCACCCAAACCCAUUAUGUUACAAGCAGCAUGAUCGGCAUUGUGCUCAACCUUUUAGCAACCAAGACAUGGCAGGAAUAUCAGAUGUUUCGCUAGAACCACUAAUUGAAUUUAAUCUGCAGUGGCAAGUCUCACAGACUGUUUAUAGGAAAUGUAAGGCCUCUCUAUCUGGAGGUAUAAUGUCUCUGCAAGAUUCUCCAUAUCUGAAAGCUGGAAUUACCUUUUCACCCCAUGGGUCUUAUGUAGACAUGAUACCAGAGAAUAAAAGUUCUGAAGCAAGGGAGAUAGUUGGUGGAAAUCAACCUCUCUUGCAUACAGACAUUAUCUUGCAACAACUAGGAGAGAUCAUGCUACCAAAGGCCAUUGAUUACUUCUGCCAGAAUGCUGAAGCAACAGUGUACCAAAUGGUUUGGAAGUCCAAACAUGGGGAUGCACGCAUUCAGGUUGAAAGGCUAAGCAUGAGAACAUUCAGAACAAGAUUACGAACACGGAGAACUAUUGGGGAACCUACAAAAAGAAAGUUGUUUCAAGGACAGGCACACGAAGUUUGGAGCCGGACACAUAUGAUCGGUCACUUGCUCGACUUAUGGAGUACCCAUGCUCCCAUCCAACUGCAAAGGCCAGUCAUGGACUGGAUGCAGAAAGAAAGGGAAAUUCAGCUUGCAGAAAGGAAAGGAAAAUCUUUCAGAAAGGAUAUCCUCAGUGAUAGAGUUAGUAUCACAUAA
Messenger RNA from Miscanthus lutarioriparius, 1494 nucleotides. Lineage: Eukaryota; Viridiplantae; Streptophyta; Magnoliopsida; Poales; Poaceae. The record is from the annotation of a GenBank genome assembly.